GUGGAGAGGGCGGGCCUGCUGGAACUGGAAGCCGACUCGAAGGAAGCCGCCUGGGGUUGGGCUUGGGCUCGGGCUCCGCGCCGCUCGGUGGAGGAAACUUGUGAUUUGUAGGCGCUGCCUGGUGUGUGACCGGAGGGCGGAGAUUGGAGCAUGGAGCGGGUGUGCAGCGGGCUGCCCGAGCCCGGGAACCGCUUAUGGGAUCACAAUGCUACUUUUCACACAAACAGACCGGAUCUGACCGCGUGUUUCCACAACACUAUCCUGGUUUGGAUUCCGUGUAUUUUUCUCUGGCUGGCCUUCCCACUAUACUUCCUGUAUCUCCGACAGAGCAAACGAGGUUAUAUCAGAGUCACCGUACUCAACAGGGUCAAAACGGUUCUGGGGCUUCUGUUGUGGAUUGUCUGUUGGUUGGAUCUCUUCAAUGCUAUCCACGAGAUGGUGAACCAAAAAGCAUGGGUCCUAGCAUAUUUCAUCAGUCCUCUGCUGCUGGGAGUCACCAUGUUACUUGCAACAUUUCUGAUCCAGUACAAGAGGCUGCGAGGAAUCCAGUCCUCUGGAGUUCUCUUCCUCUUCUGGCUCAUCACACUGGUUGCUGCCAUAUUGACGUUCCGCUCAAAGGUCCUGACAGCGUGGCAUGAGAAAAAUGUGUCCGAUGUCUUCCGAUUCACCACGUUCUGCAUGUACUUUGCCCUCGUUCUGAUUCAGUUCUGUCUCUGCUGCCUCAGUGAGCCUCCUCCAUACUUUUCCAGCAUACCAUCAGAUGUGAACUCGUGCCCAGAAGUAAACGCUGGCUUUCUCUCAAGGCUGACAUUCUGGUGGUUUACUGAUUUGGCAAUAUGCGGUUACAGGCGCUCUCUGGAGGACAAGGAUCUCUGGGCACUGAACCAUGAGGACAAGUCAGAGGUCAUUGUGCCAAAACUGCUGAAAGAAUGGGAGAAAGAGAAGCUGAAGGCACAAAGGAAGCAAGAGGUGUUUGACAAGCAUUCGCUCAUGAUGAACAAUCUGGAGGGUGAGCCCCAGGAAGCUGAAGUUCUCGUUUCCAACAAGGCGCAGCAGAAGAAGCCUUCGUUCCUCUUAGCUCUGUGCAAGACCUUUGCUCCGUACUUCCUUGUGGGAUCAGCACUGAAGUUUUUCCAGGAUCUGCUAUCCUUUGUCAAUCCACAGCUUCUCAACAUGUUGAUUUCAUUCACUGAUGACCCUGAGGCCAGGACUUGGUGGGGAUAUGGCAUCGCUAUUCUGAUGUUCAUCUCCACGGCCCUGCAGACCCUCCUCCUCCACCAGCACUUCCACUACUGCUUUGUGACUGGCAUGCGACUGCGGACAGCCAUCAUUGGAGCCAUAUACCGCAAGUCAUUGAUCAUCACAAAUUCUGCAAAACGAUCGUCGACUGUCGGGGAAAUUGUGAAUCUAAUGUCCGUGGAUGCGCAGAGAUUCAUGGACCUCACUGCUUUCCUGAACAUGCUGUGGUCUGCACCACUCCAGAUUUGCCUGGCUCUCUACUUUCUCUGGCAGUACCUCGGUCCUUCUGUCCUGGCAGGUGUUGCCGUUAUGAUUCUGCUCAUCCCUUUCAACGCCAUGAUAGCCGUAAAGAGCAGGAGCUUUCAGGUCCAACAGAUGCAGUACAAAGACUUGCGGAUCAAGCUGAUGAACGAGAUCCUGAAUGGUAUAAAGGUGCUGAAACUGUACGCCUGGGAGGAGUCCUUUAAGCAAAAGAUCCUGAGCAUUCGAGAGAAGGAGCUGAAUAUUCUGAAGAAAGCAGCCUAUCUCAAUGCCCUCUCCACCUUCACCUGGACAACUGCUCCUUUUGUUGUUGCCAUGACAAGCUUUGCGGUGUAUGUGUACGUGGAUGAGAAAAACGUGUUGGGUGCACGUAAAGCUUUUGUCUCCCUCUCCCUCUUCAAUAUCCUACGGUUUCCACUCAACAUGCUGCCUCAGGUCAUCAGCAGCAUCAUCCAGGCCACCGUUUCACUCAAACGCUUACAGAAUUUCUUGAACCACGAUGAACUGGACCUCACAAGUGUCGAGCGAGUGAAGAUUGCGACAGGGCACUCGAUCACCGUAGAGAAUGGGAAGUUCAGUUGGGGAAAAGAAGACCCAGUUGUUCUCGAGAGGAUCAAUCUGGCUAUUCCUCAAGGCUCUCUGGUGGCAGUGGUCGGCCAGGUAGGGUGUGGCAAGACAUCACUGAUUUCAGCCCUCCUGGGGGAGAUGGAGAAACAGAAUGGCAAAGUGUCAGUCCAGGGAUCUGUGGCCUAUGUACCUCAGCAAGCCUGGAUUCGGAAUGCCUCGCUGAAGGACAACAUCAUUUUUGGAGAGCCCCUCAAUGAACAGAAGUACAGCGAGGUUCUGGAGGCCUGUGCAUUGAUCUCUGACUUGAAUGUGUUACCUGGUGGGGACCAGACAGAGAUUGGUGAAAAGGGGAUAAAUCUCUCAGGGGGUCAGAAGCAACGGGUGAGCCUGGCCCGAGCAGUCUAUAGCGACAUGGACAUCUUUCUCCUGGAUGACCCCCUCUCAGCUGUUGAUGCCCAUGUGGCCAAACAUAUCUUUGACAAAGUCAUUGGCCCAGAAGGAGUGUUGAAGGGGAAGACCCGGGUUCUGGUUACUCAUGGGAUCAACUUCCUGCCACAAGUGGAUCAGAUUGUGGUGCUGGUGGAUGGCAAGGUGUCGGAGAUGGGCUCGUAUCAGGAGCUGCAGGAGCAGAAUGGAGCCUUUGCUGAGUUCCUGCGGAAUUAUGCUCAGCAAGACGAGGUGGAUGAGGGUGAAGCUACAGUGACUGAUGAAGUUGAGGAGUUUCUUGCUGAAGAUUCCCCAAGCAAUCACAUCGACCUUGGUGACCAUGAACCGUCAGCUACCGAGGCACGGAAAAAUUUCAUGAGACAGAUCAGUGUCCUUUCUUCCGACGGAGAAGCAUCGACACGGAAGUCCACAAGAAAGCGACUUAGCCAAAAGACAAAACAGGUGGAGACUCUCCCAGCUGCGGCGUCUGAACCAAGUAAACUGAUCCAGGCUGAGAAGGCAGAGACAGGCAGGGUGAAGCUGGUGGUGUUCUGGCAGUACCUGAAGGCUGUUGGCCCCUGCAGCUCCCUGCUCAUUUGCCUGUUAUACUGCUGCCAGAAUGCCGCGGCGAUCGGUGCCAACUUCUGGCUCAGUGACUGGACCAACGACGCUGACAACAACAAGACGGCCGACACAACCCGACUGCGGGUAGGGGUGUAUGCAGCUCUCGGCCUAACACAGGGCGCGCUGUCCUACGUUACGUCACAUCUGCUAUUUGUAGUGUGCUGUGUCCGUGCCUCUAGCCUCCUGCAUGCUCACCUGCUUAACCACACCCUCCGCUGUCCCAUGCAGUUCUUUGAGCUGACCCCAGCCGGCCGAAUUAUGAACCGCUUCUCACAGGACGUGGACACCAUCGACAACCGGAUCCCGGCCUGUGCGGAGGACUUCCUGCUCUGCUUCUUUGAAGUUCUGUCCACCUUGCUAGUGCUGGCUCACUUCAUCCCACUCAGCAUGCUGCCGUCUAUUCCUGUUGCCUGCCUUUACUUCUCUCUGCAGCGUUUCUAUGUGGCCACCUCGCGGCAGCUGAAACGCCUGGAGUCCGUCAGCCGCUCACCCAUCUACUCCCACUUCUCGGAGACAAUCACUGGCUCCAGCGUGAUCCGAGCUUACGGCCGAGAGAGGAGCUUUACUCUCCUUAAUGACAUUAAAGUGGAUGCCAACCAGAAGAGUUACUACCCGGGCAUUGUGGCUAACAGGUGGCUGGGGGUCCGGAUCGAGUUUAUCGGGAAUUGUGUUGUCCUCUUUGCUGCACUGUUUGCUGUGAUUGGCCGAAACUUCCUCAGUCCCGGCGUUGUGGGUCUCUCAGUGUCCUAUGCUCUGCAGGUGACCAUGUCCUUGAACUGGAUGGUCAGAAUGACCUCAGAUUUGGAGUCCAACAUCGUGGCGGUGGAGAGGGUAAAGGAGUAUUCGGAAACUGCCACAGAGGCACCCUGGGAGAUUGAGGCCAAUCGCCCGGACAAAUCAUGGCCAGAGAUGGGGAAGGUGGAAUUCAAGGGAUACUGUGUCCGAUACAGAGAGGGCCUGGACCUGGUGCUGAAGAAUCUGAACCUGAGCAUCAGUGGCGGAGAAAAGGUUGGCAUCGUUGGGCGAACAGGUGCCGGCAAGUCCUCGAUGACUCUUUGCCUCUUCCGAAUCAUCGAGGCAGCAGAAGGGGAGAUCUGCAUCGACGGGAUAAAGAUCGCCGACAUUGGGCUGCAUGACCUUAGAUCAAGGCUUACCAUCAUUCCCCAGGACCCCGUGCUGUUCUCUGGCAGCCUGAAGAUGAACCUCGAUCCAUUUGAUCAGUACUCUGACGAGGAGGUAUGGAGUGUGUUGGAGCUGUCUCACCUGAAGCAGUAUGUCCAUAACCUGCCGGCUGGACUGGAACACGAGUGUUCCGAAGGAGGCGAGAACCUGAGUGUGGGCCAAAGACAGCUGGUGUGUCUUGCCAGAGCUCUCCUGAGGAAGACACGGAUUUUGAUUCUUGAUGAAGCCACCGCUGCUGUCGACCUGGAGACUGACGACCUGAUUCAGUCCACCAUCAGGACUCAGUUUGAGAACUGCACUGUCCUCACCAUUGCACAUCGCCUCAACACAAUCAUGGAUUACAACAGGGUGUUGGUACUGGACAAAGGGGAGAUCGCAGAGUUUGAUUCGCCCAGCAACCUCAUUGCCCAGAAAGGGAUAUUUUACAGCAUGGCCAAAGAUGCCGGACUGGUGUAACAACACCUAGAAGCCUAAUGUACAAUGAGGCAGAGCCAAGUCAAUGCCUGUACAGAUCAGCUCAAGCUUGCUGUGGAGAGUGCUACCACCGGAGCAUGCAGAAACAAGAUGGGCAUAAUUUUGAACAGCAUUUUUUCUAUUUUUGUACUUUAUGUAUUAUACAUUCAGCAUUUAUGUUGAAGUAAUUUUGAAUUCUUUUGUAACUACUGCUGUGAACAGUGGCAGCUACAAUAUAAUCCAUUAAGGUAGCCAGUAGUUUAAAUAAAAUGAUUUGUUAGCUAAACUGAGCUGAAACUUGCUUUAAUCAAUCAGCUGCAUAAGCCAGCAGCAGUAAUGUAGUGGGGGGGGGGGGGGUGUCUGUGUGGAAUAGAUGGCAUGAAUGCCAGGGCACAAAGAACAGGGAGACCUUGGGCAUUCAACUUUAGUUCCUAAAAAUGAAAUGAAUGGAUGUAUGGUGGGGAACAGAAUACAUGUUGCAAAUUAACAAAACACUGCAUGUGGAGUUCCAGUCACCCCACCCACUACAGAAAGGCCAGGUGUGACUGCCGUUUAUUAGCAUUCAAUUCACAUCACCGUCUAAGUAGUUUCUACGUUCUCCUGUGACUGUGUGGGUUUCCUCUAGGUGCUCCAGUUUCCUCCCACACUCCAAAGAUGUACAGUUCGGGUUAGUGAGGUGUGGGCAUGCCAUGUUGGUGCCAGAAGUCUGACACCUGCAAGUAGCCCAGCACAUCUUCACAGUGUUAGUCACUGUUGCAAAAGACAUUUCACAGUAUAUUUCAAUGCACAUUUGACAAAUUAAUCUUUAUCCUUUAGUUAUGGAGCACAACUGGAUCGACACAUAGUUUCCCCUGGAGCAGACGGAACUUUUCCCUGUCAUGGUAAGGCAUCAAAAAGGAGGAACUGGUUCAAGAUAAGGAAGAAGCUUUAAUCUGAGAGCAGUAAGAUAGGUACAAUAAGAUAGUUGGACCAAUAAAUGCUCACAAUAUGGGACUAGCUGAAGUGAGAAUCUUGGAGAGUAUGGACCAGCUGGCCGAAGGACCUAUUUCCAUGUAUAACCUAAGUGCUUGCUGACAAACCCAACAAUUAAAUACCAGCUCCAGGAAUGUUUACUGAAAAAAAUUUAUUCAUAGUUGACACUAAAAUUUGCAAA
Messenger RNA from Mobula hypostoma (lesser devil ray), 5905 nucleotides. It is a transcript of the gene abcc3, whose product is annotated as ATP-binding cassette, sub-family C (CFTR/MRP), member 3. Gene Ontology annotation, biological process: transmembrane transport. Gene Ontology annotation, molecular function: ATP binding; ABC-type transporter activity; ATP hydrolysis activity. The record is from RefSeq and is a predicted model, not a curated record. The coding region runs from base 151 to 4755 and encodes 1534 amino acids. Lineage: Eukaryota; Metazoa; Chordata; Chondrichthyes; Myliobatiformes; Myliobatidae. Gene Ontology annotation, cellular component: membrane. The transcript is spliced from 31 exons.